UGGAGGGUCGCCGCGCGGUCUGGCCGGGCCGGAGCAGCCGCCGCAGCCGCGGGAGAUAAAAGGCUGCUUGACAAUGAAGAAUCACAAGCAGCACUAAAAAGGAAAGCAAAUCAAGCCAGCAACCAAAUCUUCUCCGCUUUCUCCAGAGAACCCCAAAAUUCUUCUUCCCCAGCAGGGGACAGACGAGGGAGAGAGAAACAGGAAGAGGGUUUUUCAGCUGGAAAAAAUUGAAUACGUGAAACUCAAAUAUUACAUGAAAAGAUCAAGGGGGAUAAUUUCCAAAUUGACAAAAAGAGGGAACUAUCUGGAAGUCAGUGGGGAGGAAGAGACUUGGAUGGCCACAUAGGGCAGACAGUCACGCAAGCCUCACCCUGCGAGGAAGGAAACAGUCGCUUGAAUGGAAGCACCACCACACAAGGGAUCAGAAAUUGUCUUGAUCUCCUUCAGAAUGCAGGAAUACCAGUGGUGGAAAAGCCCCACAGAGGUGUAUAUAGUGGGAAAAGCACAGAUUACAGAUCACAGCUGAUUAUGCACAAGAGGACCCACACCAGUGAGAAGCCGUACCAGUGUCCUCGAUGCGAGAAAAGCUUUAGCAAGCAUGGCACCCUGGUGAAUCACAAGAGGACGCACACCAGGGAGAAACCGUAUGAGUGUCCAGAUUGUGGGAAACGUUUUGUUUGGAAUUCCUACCUGGUGAUACACCUGAGGACUCACACAGGAGAGAAACCAUAUGAGUGUCCAGAUUGUGGGAAAAGUUUCAGUCACAAUUCAAGCCUGGUGCAACACCAGAGGACUCACACAGGAGAGAAACCAUAUGAGUGCCCGGAUUGUGGGAAAAGUUUCAGUCGGAAAUCCAACCUGGUGCAACACCAGAGGAUUCACACAGGAGAGAAACGGCAUGAGUGUCUAGAUUGUGGGAAAAGUUUCAGUCAGAAUUCCAGCCUGGUGAUACACCAGAGGACUCACACGGGAGAGAAACCAUAUGAGUGUCCGGAUUGUGGGAAAAGUUUCAUUCGGAAAUCCAACCUGGUGAUACACCAGAGAAAUUACACAGGAGAGAAACCGUAUGAGUGUCCGGAUUGUGGGAAAAGUUUCAGUCGGAAUUCUGACCUGGUGAUACACCAGAGGACUCACACAGGAGAGAAACCAUAUGAAUGUCUGGAUUGUGGGAAAAGUUUCAUUCAGAAAUCCAUACUGGCGAUACACCAGAGGACCCACACAGGAGAGAAACCAUAUGAGUGUCUGGAUUGUGGGAAAAGUUUCAGUUUGAAGUCCAAGCUGGUGAUACACCAGAGGAUUCACACAGGAGAGAAACCGUAUGAGUGUCUGGAUUGCAGAAAAAGUUUCAGUCGGAAUUCCAGCCUGGUAAUACACCAGAGGACUCACACAGGAGAGAAACCAUAUGAGUGUCCAGAUUGUGGGGAAAGUUUCAGUCAGAAUUCCCACCUGGUUAUACAUCAGAGGACUCACACAGGAGAGAAACCGUACGAGUGUCUGCAUUGUGGAAAAAGUUUCAGUCACAAUUCCAGCCUGGUGCAACACCAGAGGACUCACACAGGAGAGAAACCGUAUGAGUGUCUGGAUUGUGGAAUAAGUUUCAGUCGGAAAUCCAACCUGGUGCAACACCAGAGGACUCACACAGGAGAGAAACGGUAUGAGUGUCCAGAUUGUGGGAAAAGUUUCAGUCAGAAUUCCAGCAUGGUGAUACACCAGAGGACUCACACAGGAGAGAAACCAUAUGAGUGUCCAGAUUGUGGGAAAAGUUUCAGUCGGAAUUCUAGCCUUGUGAUACACCAGAGGACUCACACAGGAGAGAAACCAUAUGAGUGUCUAGAUUGUGGGAAAAGCUUCAGUCGGAAAUCCAACCUGGUGAUACACCAGAGGACUCACACAGGAGAGAAACCGUAUGAGUGUCUGGAUUGUGGGAAAAGUUUCAGUUUGAAGUCCAAGCUGGUGAUACACCAGAGGACUCACACAGGAGAGAAACCGUAUGAGUGUCCAGAUUGUGGGAAAAGUUUCAGUCAGAAUUCCUACCUGGUGAUACACCAGAGGACUCACACAGGAGAGAAACCAUAUGAGUGUCCAGACUGUGGGAAAUGUUUUAGUCAGAAUUCCUACCUGCGGAUACACCAGAGGACUCACACAGGAGAGAAACCAUAUGAGUGUCCAGAUUGUGGGAAAAGUUUCACUUUAGUAAGCAUGCUGGUGAAUCACAAGAGGACUCACACCGGAGAGAAAAUGUAUAAGUGUCCAGAUUGUGGGAAAAGUUUCAGUCAGAAAUCCAUCCUGGUGAUACACCAGAGGACUCACACAGGAGAGAAGCCGUAUGAGUGUCCAGAUUGUGGGAAAAGUUUCAGUCAGAAAUCCAUCCUGGUGAUACACCAGAGGACUCACACAGGAGAGAAACCGUAUGAGUGUCCGGAUUGUGGGAAAAGUUUCAGUCACAAUUCCAGCCUGGUGAUACACCAGAGGACUCACACAGGAGAGAAACCGUAUGAGUGUCUGGAUUGUGGGAAAAGUUUCAGUCAGAAAUCCAUCCUGGUGAUACACCAGAGGACUCACACAGGAGAGAAACCGUAUGAGUGUCCGGACUGUGGGAAAAGUUUCAGUCAGAAUUCCAGCCUAGUGAUACACCAGAGGACUCACACAGGAGAGAAACCGUAUAAGUGUCCGGACUGUGGGAAAAGUUUCAGUCGGAAUUCCGAACUGGUGAUACACCAGAGGAUUCACACAGGAGAGAAACUAUAUGAGUGUCCAGAUUGUGGGAAAAGUUUCAGUCACAAUUCCAACCUGGUGCAACACCAGAGGACUCACACAGGAGAGAGGCUGUAUAAAUGUCCAGAUUGUGGGAAAAGUUUCAGUCAGAAUUCUGAACUGGUGGUACACCAGAGGACUCACACAGGAGAGAAACCAUAUGAGUGCCAAGAUUGUGGGAAAAGUUUCAGUCAGAAUUCCCACCUGGUGAUACACCAGAGGACUCACACAGGAGAGAAACCGUAUGAGUGUCCAGAUUGUGGGAAAAGUUUCAGUGUGAAGUCCAGCCUGGUGAUACACCAGAGGACCCACACAGGAGAGAAACCGUAUGAGUGUCUGGAGUGUGGGAAAAGUUUCAGGUGGAAUUCCGAACUGGUGAUACACCAGAGGACUCACACAGGAGAGAAACCGUAUGAGUGUCCGGAUUGUGGGAAAAGUUUCAGUCAGAAAUCCAACCUGGUGAUACACCAGAGGACUCACACAGGAGAGAAGCCGUAUGAGUGUCUGGAUUGUGGGAAACAUUUCAGUCAAAAUUGCAGCCUGGUGAUACACCAGAGGACUCACACAGGAGAAAAACCGUAUGAGUGUCCGGAUUGUGGGAAAAGUUUCAGUCGGAUUUCCAAUCUGGUGAAACACCAGAGGACUCACAGAGGAGAGAAACUGAAUGAGUGUCUGGAUUGUGGGAAGACUUUUAGUCGGAAAUCCAGGCUGGUGAUACACCAGAGGACUCACACAGGAGAGAAACCAUAUGAGUGUCCAGAUUGUGGGAAAAGUUUCGGUCGGAAUUCCGAACUGGUGAUACACCAGAGGACUCACACAGGAGAGAAACCAUAUGAGUGUCUGGAUUGUGGGAAAAGUUUCAGCUUGAAGUCCAGCCUGGUGAUACACCAGAGGACUCACACAGGAGAGAAACCAUAUGAGUGUCCGGAUUGUGGGAAAAGUUUCAGUCGGAAUUCUGAACUGGUGAUACACCAGAGGACUCACACAGGAGAGAAACCAUAUGAGUGUCCGGAUUGUGGGAAAAGUUUCAGUGUGAAGUCCAGCCUAGUGAUACACCAGAGGACUCACACAGGAGAGAAACCGUAUGAGUGUCUGGAUUGUGGGAAAAGUUUUAGUCAGAAUUCUGAACUGGUGAUACACCAGAGGACUCACACAGGAGAGAAACCAUAUGAGUGUCUGGAGUGUGGGAAAAGUUUCAGCUUGAAGUCCAUCCUGGUGAUACACCAGAGGACCCACACAGGAGAGAAACCAUAUGAGUGUCCAGAUUGUGGGAAAAGUUUCAGUACUAGGUCUAGCCUUAUAAGUCAUGUAGGUUUACACAUAGGAGAGAAACCGUUCAAAUGCCCAGACUGUGGACGGUGCUUCACACAAAAUUCCUACCUUAACAGACACAAGAAAAUGCACAUGAGGUAGAAGGUGAUGUGUGUAGCGAAGUCUUGAAUUUCACUUCUCAUCUCCCAUUGGACAUCCAGCUGAAAAGUUA
Molecule: messenger RNA, 4237 nt
Organism: Candoia aspera
Lineage: Eukaryota; Metazoa; Chordata; Lepidosauria; Squamata; Candoiidae
Product: zinc finger protein 585A-like
Exons: 3
Coding region: 529-4167 (1212 amino acids)
Source: RefSeq, a predicted model, not a curated record